AUGCACUGGAUCCUAGGGCACUCGGGGAUCGAGGGAAACGAAAAGGCCGAUAAGUUGGCAAAAGCGGCUACGAGGAUAGAGAGCGAUGAGCUACCGGCAGACACGGGUAAGUUCACGAAGAAGAUUGAUGUAGCACUGCACACGGGCAACACGGUUGCUUUGGUGUGGAUCAACAGGAGGGUCACGUCCCCCAUCAUCGGGUUUAGUACUGAGGAGAGAAUGGAUGAGGCGCUGGAAUCGAGGGGGAAGACAUUGACGUAUGAGGGGGAGAAGUAUCUAGAGGAGAUGUAUCAGCCUAUGAACAUCUAA
Messenger RNA from Lindgomyces ingoldianus, 309 nucleotides. RefSeq lists its product as uncharacterized. The transcript is spliced from 3 exons. The record is from RefSeq and is a predicted model, not a curated record. Gene Ontology annotation, molecular function: RNA-DNA hybrid ribonuclease activity; nucleic acid binding. The coding region runs from base 1 to 309 and encodes 102 amino acids. Lineage: Eukaryota; Fungi; Ascomycota; Dothideomycetes; Pleosporales; Lindgomycetaceae.